UCGAGAAUCAACACGACCUUUUCCUUCUCUCUCUAGUCUCCCCAUCCGCAACUAACGGCAUGUCACUUUUUCAUUACCCUCCCUCGUUUCCCUUCACCGCGCUUCCGCACACCGACCACAGUCUCGCCGUGAAGUACGAGAUAUCCGAGGAAGACAAGCCAUCAAACCCAACAAGUGGUGACUGUUUGGAGGCCAUAGUCGAGCUUCGCAUACGCCAAAAAUACACCCUGUUGUUGGAGCCCAUCAAAGGCCAGAGAGUCAGCCUGGAAGACGACUAUGUCGUUUCGCCAGAGCUCACUUUAGGGUUCAAGAUUCCUCUGUGGCUUAUCGCAAGCGGCCCUGAAGUCUUACGCACGUUUGAUUGUUUCGUUUCGACGCAGCUAGCGUCGUUGCCCAUUCUGGCUGGUUUGGGCGUGUUUCUGAAACCCUACAUCAUACACCAUACCCUUUCUCUGGCCAGAAAGACUAAACAUAGGAGAGAGUUUAAGACGAUUUUCUUUGUCAUGGUUUCCAAGAUUGACGUGGCCGACGCGGAGGAGUGCGACUUGAUUCGGAGACGUUGGUCGAGUUAGAGAGCUCAGCUAAAAGCUUAAUAGAUAUUUCGGUUCUAGACUUUUAGAAUUAUCUCUCUCGCUGUAGGCUUUAUACUUUGAUUUGAUUUAAUGAAGUAGUUUAUCUGUACAUUUUCUGCUUUGAGUAGGGUAAUGAAACUACGUGUGGAAAACCGUGGUCAAUAAAAACAUUUCGUGGCUUUGAUGGAUUCAAUGAACAUAUGUAUUGCUCGUACUUACCGAGAAGGUGUUCGAUGUGCUGUUCAACUUGCUAAAAUCUCCCACGGGGCUUUGAUGUUCAUGUCA
This is a messenger RNA of Prosopis cineraria, 857 nucleotides long. RefSeq lists its product as uncharacterized. The record is from RefSeq and is a predicted model, not a curated record. The transcript has a single exon. Bases 60 to 572 code for a protein of 170 amino acids. NCBI's taxonomy places the organism in Eukaryota, Viridiplantae, Streptophyta, Magnoliopsida, Fabales, Fabaceae.